AUGACCACAAAUCCAGAUACACCCUGGGUGGCCCAUGGCUCAGAAGAAUUCGAGGAGGUCGACGAACCACCUGAACUAAACUUCAAGAAGCAACAGUUUACUGCCAACGAUUUCCAGCGAACUUCUAUUCGACCUUCAACCGAGAAGUCCUCCUUGUUGACCAAGGCGAUCAAUGGAAACUCGGAUGACGACCUGUACACUCCUCAGAACACCACUCACACCCAACAGCGACGCCGCUCUCUCGUCAGCAACGUUAGCUUCGCCUCGACCGCCGACCUCACCAGUGAUACUGGCUUCACCAGCCCUUCUCGACCAAGCACCCCGAGCCCACCUCUUCCCGAAAUGGCCAUGCUUCGUCUUCACCACGACCGCGCUCCUGAGUCAACUCAGGCUUCUCUUCUCGAUGCUGCUGUGAAGUUGCAGCAAGCUAAGCCCGAGGAGCCCAAGAAGCGAUGCAUUCAGUUUGCAUGCGGUGGCAAGCCUGCUGCCCCAGCUCAAGCCCCAGCGCAGCCACCUCGCUCCCAGCCCAUGGCUAAGGCCCCUUCUGCCCAGGAAGCCCCUCGCAAGUCUUGUAUCAAGUUUGCAUGCCCACCUCGACCUGCGUCAACUCAAAACACUCCUCCCCGCUACACGGAGAUCAGCACUGGCCGCAAGGACGCUACUCCCAAGGCAUCCCCAUCUACUCCUAAGCGAACUUCCGCCUUGUCUGCUGCCCCUCGACAAAUUACCCCUCGCCGUCAAUCCGUGUCGCGUCCCAAGUUCCUCCGGGCCGACUCUUCUGACCUCGCUACGGAUAGCUCUCAGUUCCACGAGUUUGCCAGUGGUAUCACCCGUGAGGAUGACUGGAUUCGACGGGACAGCAAUGCUGUUGGAGUCAAGUUGACCAUCAACGACACCCUGACCAAGGAGAACAACAUCCGACGGUUGGCUACCGAGGCAGAGCAAGAGGCCGAGGAAGAAGAUGAGCUCGACGAAGAGGAUGCUGAUGCCGAUGAGGACGACGACGACGAUGAGGAGGAAGAUGAGGAUGAGGACGAACUCGACGUUGACCUCGACGAGGAUGACGAUGAAGACGAAGACGACGAGGACGAUGACUCCGACGGUUACCACACCGACGAAGAGACUGGAUUCGCCGACUCUGAUGACGAUGAUGACGACGAUGACAUGCGUCUUUGGACUCCUGGUGCCAAGUCUGUCGUUCACAUUGGAUCUGGUGCCACUAUGAUGCGUCGGCCCUCCCUUCAUGAGAUGCAGUCCGAUUCUUCAAUUGCUACCGUCAACAGCCAGCGAGUCAAGCGCCGUACCAAGAACGUUAGAUACGCUGAGGAGACCCCCGAUCUUCCCGAUAGCACUGACUUUGUGUGUGGUACUCUGGAUGAAGACCGUCCUCUCGAGGAAGCGUACCUUUCAUGCCUCGCAGCUCGCCGAAAUGAGAAGCUCCGUGUCAUUCCUCAAGACAUUGACCCUAGCUUCCCAGCUUCCGAGCCUGAGGAGGAGAACGAUGGCGAGAUCUUCAACCCCGUUCACCACGAAAGUGACGCCGAUGAGUUCUUCGGUGAGAUGGAAGACUUACACCAGGACCGUGACCGCUCUCGCCGCCGACGCAAGAGCGAGCAUGCCUCCCCCAAGCGAUUCCGCUCUCCACCUCCCAAGCGUCUUCACUCGCCUCCUCCCAAGGCACGAGCCCGAUCGCCUAAGCCUCUCUUCAACCGUCAAUCACCUCGCAGAGCGAAGUCCCCCGCUCCCAUGCGCAAGCCUAUCACUACCCCCCUUGGAUCUCCUCGCUGCGGCCAAGUCAACUUCAACCUUGCUGGCCGCCCCGGUCUCACCCAAACCAAGUCCCUGCCCCGUGGUGGCGCCAUGUGUCACCAGCGAAAGCACCCCCGAAACAAGAUGACCCACGAUAACGAUACUCAUAUCCGUGGUGCCAUUGACAUCACCAAGGGCUUGGAGAGCAAGCGUCAGCGCCGCAAGGAGAAGUUCCACCAGAAGUACUGCAACCGCGCUCGCCGUGGUAAGAUUCCCGAGCCCAAACCCGUUCCCGGUCGUGGUACCGAACGUAUGCGAGAGCUCGGCCUUCUGAUGGCUGGAAAGAAGGACCAAACCAACUACGUCCUUUCCAUCUAA
Messenger RNA from Fusarium coffeatum, 2127 nucleotides. RefSeq lists its product as uncharacterized. The record is from RefSeq and is a predicted model, not a curated record. The transcript has a single exon. Lineage: Eukaryota; Fungi; Ascomycota; Sordariomycetes; Hypocreales; Nectriaceae. The coding region runs from base 1 to 2127 and encodes 708 amino acids.